CGGAACAAACGUACUAAAAAAAAAAAUUAACGUCGGUUUAAAUUUUGAAUUAAUUCUACAAUUGAAUCGCCAUCAAUAGCAAAUUAUUUGAAAUUUAGUAAUAGAAUUUUAUAAAUAAAAUUACUUUUGUACCAUAGUUCAUUCGUUGAUAAAGUGAGUGCAUUUUUAAGUAUGACUAGUGAUUAAUCAAUUACCCGUUAACGAUCAAAAUGUAUUUUGAGAUUGAAAACACUCCUGAGCAUAUUAAAAAGGCUCGCCGUGUUCAAGCUGUACAGAAGCAUUCGCCAAAAGAAGAGUGCCCUCGUCUUUUUUUGGCUCCUUUUUCUAGGCCUCCUUUAGUAGUUUUUGAGAGCGUCCUUGUUGGUACAACGUGUGAACGAAGUUUAGAAAUAUUUAAUCCUUCAAAAAAUGUACAACAGAUAACACUCGGCCGAUCCCUUCCUGCUGGACUUGUUAUACACUUACCUGAAGAAUGGCUGGUGUUAGAGCCAGAGAGCUGCUACUGCUUGACAAUGCUAUGGACCCCUAUGCAGCCAACAACAUUAAGGGAGACUAUACGGUUCACUAAUGAGAAUAGGGGCAGAUAUGAUGUGAUUGUUGUACUCAAAUCUAGAAUGCAUGUAAAAGGAAAAACUAACCAAUCUAAGAGUUUUAAAAUAUCUCCACAUAAAAUGAAAAAGAAAAUGCCAAAAAGAUCACCUGUGGCCAUUUACAAGAAAAAGUCAGAAAGUAUUUAUAAUACAACUAAAAUAAAAAAAACUCUUAAUGUCAUUCAGUCCACACAGCACCGGAUACUGCAACCAUCAAACAAAGAUAACAUAUCUAUAUACAGUGACUAUUCUACUGAAUCCCAUCAACUCAAAUGUCCAUUUGACUCGCCAACCAAUAUCAACUUCACCUUUAAUACAUCAGAAGUAUUUUCUAAUAUAAGAAAACCAAAUUCUAAUGUCUUACAACAGACAUAUGACAAAUCUUAUACAAACAAUGACAAAGAUCAUAUACAAAUCCAAAAUAACUUAAAACCAUCUAUGAAACAAUAUAAUACUUUGUCCACUGAUGUAUUUGAUAAUCUUACAUUCACUCCUCUUAAAAGUCUCCCUUCAAAAAAUGAAAAAUUAGAAAAAGGGCCUCAAAUAAUACUUAGUAUGAACUCUGAAAGUGAUUUUGAUGACAGUUUAGAUUUAAAAACAUUCAAUAAAGAAAAUGAGACUCAUUCAAUAAUUAGCAUAGCAUCCUCACAACCUAACAAGUGGUUGACUGUAAAUCAACACACACAAGUUGAAAACCAAUAUACAGAAACACCCUCACUUCCAAACAAGAAAAUCCCUAAUACUUCAUCACCGAAAGAAAUGAAUAGCCCCAAUUUUACCAUUAAUACAGAAUUCUCACGUAUCAGUGACCUGUCCUUCUUUCCUCAAAGAUUUUCAACUGAGAAAAAGGGUUUGCCUCCAAUGAAUAAUGAAAUACACUUCUUAAUUGAUGAUAUGAAUACAAAUAUUAAAGUUAGUUCAGACACAUAUACUAAAGACUCACCAAAUACGCCAAUGGAUCCAUGUUUUAAUAUACAUACCGAAAAUAGACCACCUCAUUUUUUCUUAAGAGAUCAGCCAAAAAUGUGCAGGCAAUCUCUUUUUAAAGAAUAUCAGCAACAGAAGGAUGCUUAUGAAAGACAUUAUUUGCAUCCAGCUGAAAGUAACAUUUGGCACAGUGAUAUACAGAAUGACUUAAGAUCACCUCCCAGGUCUCUAACGCCACCACUUCAGUCUAUUCCUGAAGAAAGUUCACAAUUUUCCGAAAUGCAAGUAUUUGACAAAUCUGAUAAGCAAACAUUUACUUUCACUAUAAAUGAUCGCACUUUUGAAAAGGCUAAUACAAAAUACUCGAUCCACAAUAGACAAUCAUGGUCCAAAAAAGCUGUCAUUAAAGCUGAACCAGAUAUUUGGAAGAUCCCAGUCUCUCUGCCCAAAAAAUCAUUAAAACCUAAGACUAGUAUACAGGGUAAAGAAUCAUUGGGUAGCAUAUGCAAUACGACAUACGAAAGAAAUACAACUAAAUGUAAUCAAAAUUUAUCUCUUAAUCAAAUAGGAAAUGUGUACUCACAGUCUUCUACAGUAGAUCCAUUUUUGUCUUCCAUUUAUUUUUAUGACGAAGAAGCUGUAGAUAAAUUUGAAAAAGAAUUCAAGAGAUGGCUCAACUGUAUAUUGACGCCCCCAGCUGAUUUGGAUAGUAACGUAGAACAAAAGAUCGAUGUAGGCAAAGCUUGGAUUGAAAAUCGAAACAAGGAAGUUCCUGCUGCCCCCACAAAAGAACAAGUGUGCAGUAUGUAUCACAACAGUCAUAGAUUGGAAAGCCUUCGAAAAGCAGCGAGGACCUUGUUAAUGAGCCCAGAAAUAACUCUAGUUAUACAAAAAUUGAAUGCUCAAAUUGAGAAAAAAUUGAUUGCUAUUAGAACUGAUAGAAAUCUUCAUUUAGAUGUUGGAUUACAAAAAAUAAUCAUGGACCUACUAUUAUCUUACAACCCACUGUGGCUUCGUAUUGGAUUAGAAGCUAUAUAUGGUAUUGUAUUGCCAUUAAAAUCGAACAGUGACAUAGAAGGACUAACCACGUUUAUUAUUCAAAGAUUAUUUAAAAAUCCCUAUUUGAAAAAUAAACACUCUAAAUCAAAUGCGCCUAAUAUGCUUUUGCCUGCGUAUAUGGAAGCUAUAAAAAAAUUCACACUGAAGAAAUUUUUCAUGCUUGUAUUUUUCUUAGAUCAAGCUAAACAGAGAAAAUUAAUAUCGCAUGAUCCCUGUCUAUUUUGCAGGAACGCAGUUUGCAAAGAAAGUAGAGAGGUCAUUAUUAGAUUUACAAGGGAACUUAUUGCUGGUAUUGGUGAUAUUACAAAACAUCUCAGGCCGUUAGGGUAUGUGGUAAGCCAUAAACAGUCUUAUUUAGAUGAAUACAAAUACGCAGUUCACAAUUUAGCACUCGAUAUUAGGGACGGCGUUCGCCUAACAAAAGUUAUGGAAAUAAUUUUGAUGAAAAAUGGUUUACUUAACCAAUUGCGAACACCUGCUAUAUCGCGGCUGCAGAAGAUACACAAUGUUCAAGUUGCUUUAAAUGCAUUAAAAGAGGCCAAUUUUGUAAUUAACGGCGAUAUUACAGCGAACGAUAUAGCUGAUGGCCACAGAGAAAAGACCUUGUCACUAUUAUGGCAGAUUAUUCACGAAUUCCGCGCUCCAUUAUUCGAAAAAGCAGCAAAUGUUAUACAGACUUGGUGGAGAAAGAAAUUCGAAGUCAUUAUGGAGAAAAGGAAAGAAGAAGAAAAACAACUUCAGGUAAGAAACCAUGCAGCAUAUGUGAUUCAAUGCUGGUGGCGUCGAAUUCAAUACAAUCGUCUUGUAGAAUGGAAAAUGCACCAAGUUACGGUUGCUACAAUUAUAAUACAAAAGUACUGUCGUAUGUGGCUUUGCCGGACUCGAUUGCGUAAAUUCAAGACCAGUGUAUUGACUAUUGAAAAUUGGUAUAAAGCUAUAAAAAUAAUAAGGAAAGCAAAAGAUUCCCUUUUAAAAUUAAAACAUGAGAAAGAAGAACAAAGAAAUAGAUCUGCUGUAAUUAUACAGAGUUAUGUUAGGCGGUGGAUAUGUUUGAAACAAUACAAAUUAAAAAUAAAAAAAAUUGUAUUUAUUCAGAGCUUAGUCCGUUCUUACCUUAUUAGAAAGCAGUAUCUGCGCGUUAUAAAAACUGUAACAUAUGUCCAACAGAAAUACAGAGGAAAUAUUCUCAUGAAAAAUGAAAUGAAAAAAUUGACUGAAAAAAGACAAAGUGCUAUUAUGAUACAGAGUUUCUAUAGAAUGAUAAAAGAGUAUAGGGUGUAUCGAAAACUUAAAAAAGCUGUAAGAACUGUAGAAGAACAUUAUAUAGGAUUGCUGCGCAUGAGAAAUGAAAGAAGUAAUUAUUUAAAACAAAAGGAAUGUGCCAUCAUAUUGCAGAAUUACUAUCGUGGCUUUAAAAUUCGCAAGGAAUUUUUAAGGCAAAAAAAUCUUAUCGUCCAAUUACAAAGAAAAGUAAAAGCUAAGCAGCUUAUGAAGAAAGAAAAGUGUAAUUAUUUAAAAACUAGAAACGCUGUUAUUACUUUACAAAAAUAUAUAAAAUCUUAUCUUGCUAUGAAGAAUAUACGAAAAGAUUAUUUAGCACAACGUAAAUCUGCUGUUUUGAUUCAGAGUUAUUUUAGAUCAUAUUUAAAAGGAAAAUCUCAGAGAAAGAAUUACCUCCAACUAAGAAAUGCAACAGUCAGCAUUCAAAGUUUUUACCGUAACUUAUUAAAAAUGCGUAAAGAAAGAGCUGCUUUCUUAAAAUUAAAAUCUUCAACUUUAUGUAUUCAGAGACGAUAUAGAGCUAUGACUGUAAUGAAACAAUGUAAAGAUAAUUAUGAUAAAUUAAGAGCAGCAAGUAUUACAAUCCAGCUUAGAUUCCGGGCUCAAAACACAAUGAAAAAAAUGAGGUCUUCUUAUUUAAAUCUCAAAUCGUGUUGUAUAUUAAUUCAAAGAGCUUAUAGAGCAUAUUCUUUAGGCAGACGUCAGAGACGAGAGUUUCUCAAUAAAAAACAAGCAGCUGUUGAUAUUCAAAAAUGGUACAGAAGCCUAAGAAAGUCUAAACAAGUAAUGAAAGAAUACCAAGAAACAAAACAGGCUUGUGUAACUAUACAGCGAGUUUAUAGAGCUUAUAUAAUUGGCAGAAUCCAGAGGCAAGAGUUUAUUCGAAUUAAGACUGCAACAGUUUGCAUACAGAAAUACUAUCGAGCUUAUAUAGAAAUGAAAACAGUCAGACAACAAUACAUAGAAUUAAAGGCUUCUACUGUUACUAUUCAAAGAUUCUAUAAAUCAUAUUUGAAUACGAAGAGGCAUAGGCAACAAUUUCUAAAAGCAAAAAUUUCAGCUUUGUUGAUUCAAAAUUAUUACAGAAGGUAUAAAGAAAGUAAAGCUAUCAGACAAAAAUAUUGUGACUUGAGAAAAGCUUCUGUUUGUAUACAACAAAGAUAUCGAAGCAUUCGCGCUAUGAGAGUUGAAAGAGAUCGAUUUCAGAAUUUGAAAAAUGCGACAUUGGUAUUACAACAAAAAUAUAGGGCGUUGCAAGCAAUGAGACAAGCAAGACUAGUUUAUUUGAAGUUACGUUCCGCUGCUGUUAUUCUUCAAACGAGAUACAGAGCUCAUUUACGUAUGAAACAAGAAAAAAGUAAAUAUGUAGCAAUAGUUAAAGCAUGUAUUUAUAUACAAAGAUUUUACAGAGCUCAUAUGCUAUGUUCGAGACAAAGGGAAGGUUAUUUAAGGUUAAAGAAGUCUACCAUUAUUUUACAACAAAGGUACAGAGCAUUACUUGCUAUGCGUAAAGAGAGACAAUCCUACUUAAAAACACGAUUAGCCGCUGUAACUCUCCAGAGAAAAUAUAGAGCACGCCACUUGAUGUUACUAGAGAGGUCCAAAUUUAUAAGAAUUUUACAGGCUUGUGUAAUUAUUCAGCAAACAUACAGGUCUUAUCUGGUAUCUAAAAGACAAAGAUUACAAUAUAUAAAUUUGAAAAAUGCGACCAUUACAAUUCAGAAAUGGUUCAGAACAACUUGCGAAACUAAUAAUGUACGAACUCAAUAUUUGCAUCUAAAGAAGGCUGUUAUAUUAACACAACGUCGCUACAGAGCUAAUAAACAAUCACGUCAAUUACGGCAGAAUAAAGCUGCAAAAAAAAUACAAACGUGGUUCCGAUCUUUACAAUUGCGUAAUAUGUAUAGGAACAGGUAUCACGAUCUUAAAAAGAGUUGCAUUGUUAUACAAUCCUAUAUUCGAAUGUAUAUUCAACGAAAAAGAUACAUUGCACUGAAAUGUGCAACUUUAACCAUACAAAAAUACUACCGUUCUCAUGUCUUAACUGUAAAUUCAAAGCAACGAUAUUUGCGAAUAAGGAAGUCCUUCAUAAAAUUACAAGCUUUGAUUAAAGGAUACAUAACUAGAAAACGUUAUUUGAGAUUACGUAAAGCUGUAUUGGUGAUACAAACAGCAUAUAGAUUUAAGAAACAACGAGAUCUAGUCAAAGCUCAAAAAGAAGACGCAGCGAUAUGUUUACAGAAGCAUUUCAAGCGGUACGUAGUUCAAUCUAGAUAUCGAGAGCUUCGGCAAAAAGUUAUAUAUAUUCAAAGAAUAUGGAGAGGGAAGUUAGUGACGAGACUGAUGCGUUGUGAAUUUUUCCAAAAAAGACAAAUUAUAAUUAAAUUACAAUCUAUUAUAAGAGGGUAUUUGGUGCGGAGACAAAUCCGACAGAAAAAGGCGCAUUUACUAAGACUCAAAGAGGAAAACAAGAAGAAUUGGGCAGCAUCAAAAAUUCAGGCUCUCUUCCGUGGUCAUCAAACUCGCGUUAUGAUCGCCGGAAACAGACGAGUAGCUGAAAUUCGUCGCCGAUGGCGGGAAGGGGCGUUAAAGUCCGACCAACAGACUUUAAAAGAACGUAAUGAGGAUGCCAUGGAUGUCCUACGCAACAUGUCUGAUAUAGAAACAGUGAUAAGGGCAUUCAAAUCUCUCGAACUACUUACAGAAGUAUUCCCUAUGAUGUACGAAAAAAAUGCGUCGUCGAUUGUACGCAGAGUUUAUAUCUACAUGUCAGUCACCAACCGAUCAAUUUCUAGCAUAGAAGUGUUGAAGUCUGCUGCCUCAGUUCUUGUUAAUUUGACUAGGUACAGAAUAACAGGACCGAAAAUUUACGAUAGAGAUCGCAUAUCACCUAUUCUGAAGUUCAUGUGGAGAUUCAGUAAUAGUGAAACAUACUUAUUCUGCAUACUAUCGACAUACCUAUGGCUUUUUUCAAAGUAUGAAGACGUCAGGGAGGAUCUGACUGAAUUUCUACAUAUUCCUGAAAAUCAUAAAAUGUUGGUGACUAUCAAAGGUAACAUUGAUAGAAUGAAAAGAAUGACAAAUAAUGCCAUGAGGAAUAGACAUGCUACACCACAAUCCAAAUAUGUAUCACAUACUAUAAAUCAGUCGUUAAAUUACAGUAUCUGUAGCAACCAUAGUGUUGGAAUCAUAUUACCAGCAUUAGAACCAGACUAUGGCAUCGUAAGAGCUGAUAAACCGCGCUAUUUCGAAGAUGCUCAACAAGCUAUCACUUACCUAUUUUCUACAUAUAAGUUAUAGAUGCUGUUGAUGAUUUUAUAUAAGGAAACCAAUUUAGUGUUUACUUAUUUAUAUUUUAUAUUAUUAAAAUAAGUACUUUCAUAUUUUAAUAAUUAUUAAACUAAUGUACUUUGAAUUAAAUUUAUAUAACCUGCUUCCAUCAUGCAUUUUAUGCCAACAAUUCAUUUAUUUGAAUAAUCAAUUUUAUAAACAAGAUGUAAUGUAAUUUUUUAUUCACUGCUGAACAUAGGCCUUAAUAUAAACUUUCCUACUUAUUUAUAUAAUACCUUCUAAAAAUAUAAAACCUACCUACUUAUAAAUAUAUACCUCUUGUAUCUGAAAAGUAAUAUUAAUCAUUUAACCCUAUUUAAAACUGUGCAAUUGUUGAGUAGUAAUAAAUAAUUAAACAUUCUUGCUUAAAUAUUAAUCUUUCACAGGCAAAUUGUUCUCUUUCUAUCAUCCUUAUAAACAUAAUGUUAUUCUAUUGAUAUUUUGAAAUUGCAUACUAUCAUUUCUCUUUUUAUUUUACAAUUUUUUUUGUCUAUGGGUCAAAUAGUGACGUUCUGAAGACUAAACGUCAUAUACACUUGACACAAACGUCACUCAUCUUAGACAAACUGACAUAUUCGGCAGUGUCAUACCAAAAGAACAAAUUGUCAUUCGUAACAUUGUCUCCAGUUUUAUUAUCGUAUUUGUUAUUCCUUCGAUCUUUAUUUGUUGCUUUUAUAAAUUAAAUAGAACGUAUUUUGUUGUUCCGAAUCUAUUUUAUACUUCAAGAAACAAAAUUGAGAAACUUGAACGAUUGGGAAGAAUUAAUAAUAUUGUUAUACAAAGGGUAACCGAAAAUCUUGAUAAAUGAAUUUUUGUUGGUUAUAUUCACCAGAACACAAUUUUUCUUAAUGUGGUAUUAAAAUACGCGAAAUAAUUUUGACGAUUUAAUACAUUGAGGAAAUUUCUAUGUCAAUGAUUACCUGAAUACACUAUGGACGAAUUAGUGAAUUAUAUUUUACUAAUAUUAGUUAUAUUACCGGUUAUUUUAUUUUUUAAUUUGUGGGCUGGCAUUGGAUGGGAAUUAUUUGUUAACAAUUAAUUACAAAAACUGACUAUAGUUUUACCACAAUAUCAGAGUUUUGUAAAUUUAAUAAUUCAUGAUAAUGUAACUAUGGAUAACUUUGCUUAUUUAUAAUGUUAAUUAACAAAUAUAUGUUUAUAAUUAUAAUAAAUACUUCAUAAUU
Messenger RNA from Galleria mellonella (greater wax moth), 8371 nucleotides. It is a transcript of the gene asp, whose product is annotated as protein abnormal spindle. Gene Ontology annotation, cellular component: spindle pole. Gene Ontology annotation, biological process: mitotic cell cycle; establishment of meiotic spindle localization; spindle organization. The record is from RefSeq and is a predicted model, not a curated record. The coding region runs from base 210 to 7157 and encodes 2315 amino acids. Gene Ontology annotation, molecular function: protein binding. The transcript has 8 exons. NCBI's taxonomy places the organism in Eukaryota, Metazoa, Arthropoda, Insecta, Lepidoptera, Pyralidae.